AUGGCGGGCGAGCCUCCCCCGGUGGAGGAGCGGCGGCGGCUGCAGGAGGAUCUGGCCGGCUUCGUGGAGAGCUGCGGGCGGACGCUGGAGGAGGUGACGUCGUCCCUGGGCUGGAGCCUGGAUCUGCUGGACCCCGGGGAGGAGGCGGCGGCCGAGGAUGAAGUUGUGAUAUGCCCUUACGAUUUCAAUCAUCACAUGCCUAAAUCAUCUUUAGCAAAGCACAUGGUAUCAUGUAGAUUGAGGAAACUUGGGUACACCAAAGAAGAAGAGGAUAAAAUGUAUAAUUCUGAGUUUUUCUAUGAGAAUAUGAAGAUACCUUCCAUCACUUUGAAUAAGGACUCACAAACCCAGAUAAUUAAACAAGCUAGAACUGCAGUUGGAAAAGAUGAUGACUAUUAUAAUCAAAGGAUUUAUUCUUCCUUACCUGUCGAAGUUCCUCUGAAUCACAAACGAUUUGUUUGUGAUCUGACCCAAGCUGAUCGUCUUGCCCUCUAUGAUUUUGUAAUUGAGGAAACAAAGAAAAAGCGCUCUGAUUCCCAAAUUAUCGAAAAUGACAGUGAUCUCUUUGUAGACUUGGCUGCAAAAGUCAAUCAAGAUAACAGUCGAAAAAGUCCAAAGUCUUACCUUGAAAUCUUGGCAGAAGUGAGGGAUUAUAAAAGAAGACGUCAGUCCUAUAGAGCUAAGAAUGUUCACAUUACCAAGAAAUCAUAUACUGAGGUGAUUCGGGAUGUGAUAAAUGUGCACAUGGAAGAACUCACUAAUAAUUGGCAAGAAGAGCAGGAAAAAGCACAGGAUGAUGCUGAAAAGAGACGAGAAAGGCGAUCAGCUUCAGUAGAUUCACGGCAGUCUGGUGGAAGCUAUUUGGAUGCUGAGUGUUCACGGCAUAGAAGGGAUCGGAGUAGGAGCCCACAUAAACGAAAAAGAAAUAAAGAUAAAGAUAAAAAUUGGGACUCAAGAAGGAGGAAAGAGAGGGAUGGGGAAAGACAUCAUAGUCAUAAAAGAAGAAAGCAAAAAGUAUAA
Molecule: messenger RNA, 1020 nt
Organism: Pipistrellus nathusii (Nathusius's pipistrelle)
Lineage: Eukaryota; Metazoa; Chordata; Mammalia; Chiroptera; Vespertilionidae
Source: the annotation of a GenBank genome assembly